AUACUUUUCUUUAUAUGUUUUAUUUUAUUAAUUUUAGCAAUAUGUUACAAGAUUGUCAAUGCUUUUGCUCAGUUCAAUCUGGUUUAAGGUCAAGAAGAUGAGUAAUGAAGUUCAAACUGAAAAAGUGCCGUAGCAAGGUGUAGUCAUAUGAUAAAGGAAUUAGAGACUAGAGUAGAGUGUUCGGUAACAUAGAAUAGAAGCUUUUGGCUUUUGGGACAUAGGUUGAGGAAAAAAGGGUCCAUUGAAAAAAUUUGUUAGCUUUUAACUUUUUGUGGGGGGUUUUGGAGGGUUUCGUUUUAUAGCAGCAAAACGGUGGGAAGAGGGAACAUUGGUGGUAGAGUUGUGGCUGAUAUUUCUCCAAAGAACCAUUCAUGCCUGGUUUCUCAGCUUUUGAGUUACCUCUUUCUUCUCCUCUCAUUUCAAUGUCAAAGCAAAAUUUCCCUACCUUGUCUUUCUCCAAUCAGAGGGAAAUGAUGGAGGGCCACAGUGAACUGGGUCUUAUUGGAGAUCAUUUUGACGGCGGUUUGCUGGGCAGGAUUAAGGACGAUGGGUAUGAAAGCCGGUCCGGUAGCGACAAUUUCGAAGGUGCAUCUGGUGAUGAUCAAGAAGCUGCUAAUGAUCAGCCAAAGAGGAAAAAGAAAUACCACAGGCACACUCCUCACCAAACUCAGGAGCUUGAAGCUUUCUUCAAGGAUUGUAAUCAUCCUGAUGAGAAGCAAAGGGCAGAUCUUAGUAGAAGGCUUGGCUUGGAGAAUAAGCAAGUCAAGUUCUGGUUUCAAAAUCGACGAACCCAAAUGAAGACGCAAAUCGAGCGCCAUGAGAACAUGAUUCUUAAGCAGGAAAAUGAGAGGCUCCGAGCUGAGAACAGUGUGAUGAGGGAAGCUAUGGCAAACCCAAUGUGCAACAACUGUGGUGGAGCAGCCAUUCCAGGGCAAAUUUCAUUUGAUGAGCAUCAGAUUAGAAUUGAAAAUGCUCGGUUGAAGGAUGAAUUGAACCGUAUAUGUGCCUUGGCGAACAAGUUUCUUGGCAGGCCAAUCUCAUCAUUGGCCAGCCCCAUGUCCUUGCCUGCCUCGAAUUCUGGUCUAGAGCUCGGUAUUGGCAGGAAUGGUUUUAGUGGUGGUUCAAGCGGUCUUGGCAUGUCAAUGGGGCUUGAUUUUGGGGACUUUUCAGGGGGCACUCUGCCUGCGAUUUCUGGGAUUAGAUCACCGAUGGGGUUGAUGGGAAAUGAAAUCCAUGCGGAGAGAUCUAUGCUAUUGGAACUUGCAUUAGUGGCUAUGGACGAAUUAAUCAAGAUGGCUCAGGCAGAUAGCCCACUUUGGAUUAAGAUGGAUGGCGGGAAGGAAAUUCUGAACCAAGAAGAGUAUGCAAGAAUGUCUUCUUUUAUUUCUCCAACAUCUCCGGGAUAUGUAACUGAAGCUUCGAGAGAAACCGGUGUAGUAAUAAUCAACAGUUCAGCCCUCGUUGAAACAAUGAUGGACCCGGAACGAUGGUCGGAGAUGUUUCCUUCUAUGGUUUCUAGAGCUGUAACCCUUGAUGUUAUAGCUAGUGGCAUGGGUGGAUCAAGAAAUGGAUCUUUGCAAGUGAUGCAAGCGGAGAUUCAAUUGCUUUCGCCACUCGUUCCUGUUCGUCAAUUGAGCUUCCUCAGGUUUUGCAAGCAGCAUGCAGAAGGGUUGUGGGCAGUGGUAGAUGCUUCAAUUGAUGCUGGUCGCAAUUUUAAGAGGCUUCCAUCAGGCUUUCUUGUGCAAGAUACACCCAACGGUUUCUCAAAGAUUACUUGGGUUGAGCAUUCCCAAUAUGAUGAGAGUCUCAUUCACCAACUGUAUCGGCCGUUGAUUGCUUCCGGGCUCGGCUUCGGCGCUCCUAGAUGGAUUGCCACUCUCCAAAGGCAGUGUGAAUGUUUGGCAAUACACAUGUCCUCUUCAAUCCCAAGCGAGGACGCCACAGCCAUAAGCCCAGCUGGUAGGAGAAGCAUGCUGAAGCUUGCGCAACGCAUGGCUAAUAACUUCUUUUCUGGGAUUUGUCUGUCUUCAUCGCAAAAAUGGGACACACACCAUCUCGGCAAUGUUGGUGAUGAGAUCAAAGUUAUGACCCGGAAAAACACUGAUGUCCCCGGUGAGCCCCCUAGCAUCGUCUUGUGUGCGGCCACUUCAGUCUGGAUGCCGGUGUCGCGGCAGAGGGUGUUUGACUUCUUGCGUGACGAACGGAUGAGAGGGGAGUGGGUCAUCUUAUCCGGCAUUGGACAAAUGAAGGAGAUGCUUCGCAUUUCCAAAGGACAAGUUGAUGGAAAUUCCUUAUCGGUCCUUCGUGCUAAUGCUAAUAAUGGCGGCGAGAGCAGCAACAACACGCUGUUUUUGCAGGAGACAUGGAACGAUACCUCAUGCUCGGCGUUGCUGUAUUCGCCGGUGGAGGUGGAAUCGUUGAAAGUGGUAAUGAGUGGAGGAGAUUCCACAUAUGUUGCACUCAUCCCUUCAGGCUUUACCAUUCAUCCGGAUGGUCAUUCCGGCACACAAGAUGGAGAUGACGGUGGCAGUUCCGGAUGCCUGCUCACAGUUGGGCUACAGAUAUUGCUGAACAGCCUCCCCACGGCCAAGCUCACGGCGGAGUCAGUCGAAACCGUGAACGACCUCAUCACAGGCACCAUUCAGAAGAUCAAAGCUUCACUAGGAGUUGCGUAGUUGCUCACACACAGCCUUUUACGUUUUCAUUUUGUUUCUUAUAAAAAAGAGAACUAUAAUUUUCUGCUUCGAAAAGUGAAAAUAGGGUUUACAUAUUUGGAUGUGUAAAUAAUAUGAGAGUAAUAGUAUAAGAGAAGAGGGUUGUGAUUGUUAAAGGGGUUCGGAGUCAAGAACGAACCGCAAUUGUAGUGGUUCGGGUAUUGACUCGUUCACCUGAAAAACAAGUCUGGUUCAUGCAUGGUUUUGCACUUUUGCUUAUAUAGACUAUGAUGAUAUACACAGAUAUUAAGAUGAACUUAU
This is a messenger RNA of Arachis duranensis, 2975 nucleotides long. Its product is annotated as homeobox-leucine zipper protein ANTHOCYANINLESS 2-like. The record is from RefSeq and is a predicted model, not a curated record. The transcript is spliced from 8 exons. Gene Ontology annotation, biological process: regulation of DNA-templated transcription. Gene Ontology annotation, molecular function: DNA binding; DNA-binding transcription factor activity, RNA polymerase II-specific; lipid binding. Lineage: Eukaryota; Viridiplantae; Streptophyta; Magnoliopsida; Fabales; Fabaceae. Bases 372 to 2675 code for a protein of 767 amino acids.